UUUUGUUCCAUUUUUCGGCAUUGGAACUACAAUUAGUCAAUAUACUUGAUCCCUGCACAUACACCGACAUCCUACUCUCAGCUACAUGGAUCUACUAGUUUCGUGAAGAGCCUCCAUCGCUUUAACAGAGUACUGUUCUAAUUGCCUCUGUAAAACCAUGGGCUCCCUCACUCAAGUCCAAACGGAACCGGUCACCACCGCAACCCAUUCCAUCGGGUCAGUUCAGUUGAAGGUCGAAGAAGACUCCUCGAUGUCUUCUCCUGAUCUAGCGGAAAUAAUCCCGCUCCCUCCGCCAUCGAGAGAACCCUCUGAGGUUUUAAAUAUAGACAAGAACACUCCCGACGGACACGUUCCUCGCGAUCCUCGACUACUGAGACUUACGGGUGCGCAUCCGUUCAAUUGUGAGCCACCGCUUACGGAGCUCUACAGCCAAGGUUUUCUCACACCACCCGAAUUGCAUUUUGUCAGAAAUCACGGACCCGUCCCCCAUGUUCAGGAUGAUGAUAUUCCGGAUUGGGAAUUAAGCAUCGAAGGUCUUGUGGAGAGACCCGUUGUCUGGACAUUCCAACAGAUUUUAGACGAAUUUGAGCAAAUAACGGCCCCUGUCACUCUCGUAUGUGCUGGUAAUCGCCGAAAGGAACAAAAUCAAGUGCGGAAAACGAAAGGAUUUUCCUGGGGUUCUGCAGGCAUUUCUACGUCGCUCUACACAGGACCCUUGAUGGGAGACAUCCUACGACGAGCAAAGCCUCUUCGUCGAGCUAAAUAUGUAUGCAUGGAGGGGGCUGAUGUGUUACCUAAUGGACACUAUGGCACAUCGAUCAAGCUCAACUGGGCCCUGGAUUUCAAUCGAGGUAUCAUGCUCGCCCACAAAAUGAACGGGGAACCUCUCCGUCCAGAUCACGGUCGUCCUUUGCGCGUUGUUGUUCCCGGCCAAAUAGGCGGACGCAGUGUCAAAUGGCUGAAGAGACUGAUCCUCACAGACUCCCCGAGUACGAAUUGGUAUCAUAUCAAUGACAACCGAUUGCUACCAACGAUGGUCUCCCCAGAGAUGGCAUCCGAAGACCCCAAGUGGUGGCGAGAUGACCGAUAUGCCAUCUUCGACCUAAAUGUCAAUUCUUCCGUUGUAUAUCCAGAAAACAACGAGGAGCUUGUGAUAGCUUCAGCCCCUUCGACAUAUACCGUUAAAGGAUAUGCUUACUCCGGUGGUGGCCGACGGAUUACAAGAGUUGAGAUUUCCUUGGAUAAGGGAAGAUCAUGGCACCUUGCGCACAUUGAUUACGCCGAAGACAAGUAUCGCAACUUUGAAGGCGACCUUUUUGGCGGGAAAGUAGACAUGUACUGGCGGGAAACUUGCUUCUGCUGGUCUUUCUGGUCCCUUGACAUUCCAGUGUCGGAUCUACAGGCUAGUGAUGCCAUUUUGGUGCGGGCAAUGGACGAGUCUUUGGCUGUUCAACCCCGUGAUAUGUAUUGGUCUGUCCUUGGAAUGAUGAACAAUCCGUGGUUCCGCGUCACCAUCACAAAUGAAAACGGAAGAUUGAAAUUUGAGCAUCCGACACACCCAACUAAGACUGGUGGCUGGAUGGAACGGGUCAAGAAAGCCGGAGGAGAUCUGGCGAACGGUUACUGGGGAGAGACAGUUCAAGGGGAAGCACCGGCCCAGCAGGAGUCUGCGAAAGAGAUAAAUAUGAGAAGGGAAGGGCUGAGUAGGCUGAUCGAACUACAAGAGCUCAAGGAUCAUGUUAGCAAUGGAGAACCUUGGUUUAUAGUCAACGGUGAGGUAUAUGACGGCACUGAAUUUUUAAGGGAUCACCCAGGAGGCGCUCAGAGCAUCAUUUCUUCUGCCGGAAUGGACGUUUCGGAGGAGUUCCUCGCCAUUCACAGUGAAACUGCAAGGAUUAUGAUGCCGGGUUAUCACAUCGGAACAUUAAGCACAUCAGCCCUGGCUGUUCUUCAAGAUAAUGGCCUGGAGGAACAGAACAACUCAACUGAACCUCGCAAGACAUUUCUCCAGUCUCGAUACUGGUCCAAAACAACACUGGUACGGAAGAAGAUUGUAUCCUCGGAUAGUCGGAUUUUUACGUUCGAGCUUGAACAUCCAAAACAGACCCUGGGUCUACCAGUCGGCCGGCAUCUUAUGAUCAGAGUCCCAGACCCAACCAAGAAGAACGAGUGUAUCAUCAGAUCUUAUACUCCUAUUUCUGGUAUUACACAGGAGGGAACCAUGGAUAUCCUAGUCAAAGUUUACUUUGAUACUGCUACCCAACCAGGCGGCAAAAUGACAACGGCCCUUGAUAGACUUCCCUUGGGCUCCACGAUCGAUUGCAAAGGUCCAACUGGCAGGUUUGAGUACCUCGGCAAUGGCAACAUCCUAAUAGGUGACCAGGAGCGUCAUGUCAAGUCCUUCCGGAUGAUUUGUGGAGGUAGUGGGGUCACACCAAUCUUCCAGGUUCUGCGUGCCGUGAUGCAAGAUCCGGACGAUCCAACGACCUGCGUGGUGCUUAAUGGAAACAGACGCGAGGAGGACAUUCUUUGUCGGGCUGAGCUAGACGCUCUUGUCGCUCUCAACAACGCAAAAUGCACCAUGAUUCACACUUUGACCAAGGCGCCUGAGACAUGGGCUGGCCAUCGUGGCCGUAUCUCCGAGACGCUGCUGAAGGAAUAUGCUAUGCUCAAUGACGACUGUAUGGUGCUGGUUUGUGGUCCAGAGAGCAUGGAGCGCGAUGUUCAAAAGAUACUACUUGGUCUUGGAUGGGAAGAGUCGAAUCUACAUUUCUUCUAGGAUCUUUAUUUACCUUCAGAUACCAUGGAUGGGUUAGACGACAUGAGCCGAAGAGCAUGCACGUAUGUUGGAUAGAGCGGUAUAUACUCCGGACUAGCAACUCUAAUAUCUGCAUAGAAAUACAUGAAUGAGAGAGCCAGG
This is a messenger RNA of Monascus purpureus, 2920 nucleotides long. The record is from the annotation of a GenBank genome assembly. NCBI's taxonomy places the organism in Eukaryota, Fungi, Ascomycota, Eurotiomycetes, Eurotiales, Aspergillaceae.